This is a messenger RNA of Trichomonas vaginalis G3, 231 nucleotides long. RefSeq names its product protein of unknown function, DUF4106 family. Bases 1 to 231 code for a protein of 76 amino acids. Lineage: Eukaryota; Parabasalia; Trichomonadida; Trichomonadidae. The record is from RefSeq and is a predicted model, not a curated record. The transcript has a single exon.
AUGGACACAGACACAAGCAUGCACCAAAACCAACACAACAACCAACAGUUCAAAAUCCAGCACAACAACCAACACAACAACCACCUCCACAACCAACAGUUCAAAACCCUGCACAACAACCACCUCCACCACCAGCACAGCAACCAACAGUUCAAAACCCUGCACAACAACAACCACAAACAGAGCAAGGACAUAAAAGAAGUAGAGAACAAGGAAACCAAGAAUUCUUAA